AUGGCCGAAUCGAAAAAGAAGGAAAAUGAUAUGCUUGGUCGAUUCUUCAAAUCAUGCGUCGCCCAAUCCAACUACUACGUGACGAGAACAUCGGAAAUGUACUUCAUGGCCAAACACCACGUGUUAGUGGACCUAACAGAACAAAUUAUUGACAAUUAUGAAGAGCACAAAGGGGUGAGUACAUGGAAACCAACUUGGAAACUUAGAAUGCAAAUUGUUCAGACUACUACGGGACUCGCCGUCCGUGAUAACACAUACAUGACAUUCUACGAGUGGUUGGAGAGUAAAGAGUUCACGAAAAGCGUGGGAGACAAAUACAAGUUCGGGAAUCCGUACGUCAUCGGAAGUGCGUACACGCCCCUUCGGAGGGACACAAGUGCAGUCGACGUGGUCGUCGGAGUCACAUCCGAUUCUUCCGAACUAAUCACGUGAGCGCGAAUCUGUGAAACAAGUCCCCUAAUCCAGAAUGUUUUCAGCGUGCCAGAAGAGGCCCUAAAUAUUUUCGUUCGCGCCUUCUGUAACAAAUUCAUUGCCGACAAAAGGGAUGAAGUCGUGCAAAAGGAGAAGGUGAGAUAAAUGAACGAACUCGAUGGAAUCGGAGCUCUUCUUUCAGAUUAUUUGCUACGAAAGACUAGAUUUUCGUCUGACUGUCCGAUUGGCAAUUUGCAAGAUUCCUCCGUUCGCGGUUCGUCUCACAGCUGCCAUGAACCAAUACGACGAGUGGGACUUCGACUAUCGUUCCAUCUAAGUCAUACAACAAUUUCAGUUUCCUCGAUCACUUCUCUCCGCUCGUCUUCUACAUUCAACAAUGGUUCAAGAAAGUGCGAGUUUUGGCGAAAGGAACCGAAAAGUUGGCGGUCCCCGAGCCGUUAGUACUUCAUCUUCUCAGCGUAUACGAUAUUAUGAUUGAUUUUUCAGGCACACAAUCAAUUUGCUCAUAAUUUACUUCCUUCAACUGUACGAGCUUGUACCCCGUUUCUUCCUGUCUGUCCAAGGAAGCACCAAUGGAAGUAAGAUCGUUCUCGUCUCGCUACUUCUUCUCAUAAUCGCAAAUUUAGGCAAUCUUCAGCACUUUGCCUUCGACGACGUCGCCAAAUACAAAAUGGCAGCCUAUGAGCCGAGCCGUAGGUGUUCUAAACAAACAGACGUACAAUAAUCAUUGUAUUUCAGUGCACCGAUUGUUUUCGGAAUUCAAGAAACAGCGUCGUAACCGUGAACCGAGCGUCGGUGAAAUUCUCUUGAUGUUCUUCUUCCACUACGGAUACCUCGUCGACUUGCCGAAUACGAUGCUAAGUGCGCUCAAUUCAGAAACAGGUCCGAAGAUGGUGCCCAAGUGAGUUACUUCUUAUUGGGACAACAUUUCAUCUGUUGCUUUCAGCGUUAUCGCCUUAUCAAUUUGUGACACGGAUCGCCAUCAUGGCGCAGAAGUCGUCGACGCCUUCCGUCUACAGUACCUAUUCCGGGAUGCGUUCAGUUUGAUUAAAGACACGCACAAUCCGUGUACGGUAACGGAGAGACUAAUGAAUUUGAACGUGGACGAGGCAUUCAAUGCAGUCAGGGACCGGAUAAUGAGGAAUGAUGAAUUCGGAUCGAAGACUCUGAAAAUUGCACUGCGGAACAUUCCAGAAUACUGGCAGAAUGUAAACAAUCAGAGGCAACUGCCCAAAGUUGAUAAGUUCGAAGUUCUUCUAUGUGGAGCCAACAAACACUACAAGUUGGAUCCUUCCGUCCCAGGAAAAGGAAAAAAGUUGCUGAAGACCUCAACGCCGUUCACAGACAAGGCGCAUCGUCUCGGUUCACUGUGGCAGAAACCGAAGAUUGUGAUAAAUAAAGAUGCACCGCCGGCUCCUCUAAACUACAUGAUCGAGAAGGCGUCGCGGAUGUUCGUGACUAUCGUCCUGCCGAAUCCCAACAAUCGAGGCACUUUGAAUGUGAUCUUCCGUCCUCCGCAGAACCCCUCUCUCCGAUUUGUGCCCCUUGAUGACGCUCUUCUCGAGCCGUUCUUCAGUGACUUACCACCUCCGCAGACUCCUAGCAGGCCUUUCUUCUCUAUGCUUGUAUCGAACGCAUGUCAGAAAGAAAUUGAGGAAGAAGAACGGGCGAAGAGAAUUUGGCGAGAAUCGAAGCUUCUUCACGAGAAUAUGAAUGCGGAAUGGGCUCGAUUGGAGACGGCACUAAUGUACGAGAGGCUGGCUAAACUGAAAGCCCCGCCUUACUCGGCAUCCAACGGAAAUGCCGCCCCCCAAAAAGGAAAAGUUCCGGUAAACAUUGGAGCUAAUAGCAUUCUGAAGCCUGUCAAAGACGGGUAUGUGCUCGUUCCGAAAUCUGGAACUGCCCAGGCCGGCUCCGCUGUGCAAGCGAUACCGCCAGGUCAACCUUUUGAUCCCGUGGAAGCGAUUCUUUCCCAACCUUUAACUGCUGAGAACUUUUUGUCUCAAGCUGCUUCGGUUGUUAAGGCAGCCGCAGAUGCACAAAAGGCAGCCGCGUAUGCACAGAAAGUAGCUGCUGAUGCCCAAAAGGCAGCCUCUGGUUCAACUCAAUCAACUGCCAUUUCAUCGCAACAACCGAACAGUCUGAGUACCUCGGAGGGAGUGAUGGCGCCGAAUAACGAAGCAAUCGGAAAAAUCGAUUUGUUGAAUGUUUUGAAAAGUUCUGGCAUAAAGCUAGACGAGAGUCCGUUCAUGAACAAACAGCCGCCGGUGGAGUACGAACCGGAUAUUUCCAGUGGAAUUGUGCGAAUCGACAAGUUCAACGAGCAUGUAAGUGAUAGUUUCUCCUGAUGUUUUCUUCAAUAAACUGAUUUCAGCUGGAGGAUAUGAAGAAAUCGUUCUUAGCGAAACUAACGGCAAAAAUCCACCCGGACCUCGAGUACUAUCCUCUAAAUCACAUCGAACCCUGA
Messenger RNA from Caenorhabditis sp. 36 PRJEB53466, 2899 nucleotides. NCBI's taxonomy places the organism in Eukaryota, Metazoa, Nematoda, Chromadorea, Rhabditida, Rhabditidae. The record is from the annotation of a GenBank genome assembly.